AGCCACGUGGCGCUGAUCAGCACUGCUCCAAAUCAAAACUUUGGGUUAACUGCAACCAGACUUCAACGUCCGCAAGGCCACCGAUACCUACCUCUUGCAUCUAUACCACCAUCAUCGUCUACUCCGGCUACUGGGGAGUCAAACGCAAAUGGCAGUCCUGUCCUUACCUCUAAGUUUCAACAACUCGUUCUGGACACAAGAUUACCGUAAAGGUGUAGAAGUUCUUUUUCAAAAACUCGAGCAAGGAACGGUCGAAAAUGACGAAGUCAUCGCGUUUAUACAGGCGCGAGCUGAGGCUGAAAGCCAAUUAGCUGAGGCAUUGCACAAAACUGCACUCACUGGCACUACAGGAGCUGGAUUCGCUGCCGACGAUGGUGCAUCUUUGUUAAUGGCAUUCCGUGGUCUUCAAAUAGAAUCCACUGCCCAAGCUAAAUUACACCAGAAUAUGGCUAAAGAGCUCAGCAGUCUAGUAGCUGAUCCAUUCGCUGAAUGGGCCAAGGGCUACAAGGAUCGCAUUGUGCAAAGCAAGGGUGUUGUUCUCAACCAAUGGCUCUACAACUACGAACACCAUAUCGGCGACGUCGCUAAACUUAAACAUCAGUACCUGGCAAAGGUUAGGAAAGCAGACGAAGCUGAAGACGAUGCAAAGUUUGCUCCGAACUCAGGCGGCAACGAUCACUAUACAACCUCCCCUCGACUCCGACCAAUUGACGCUCGCUCACCUCCUCAGCGGACAUCGAGUGUUUCGGAGCGGAUCGCUGCGCGUUUAAAGGACAUCCAGAAGAAGAGCUCUAGCGCAUUUUCAACGAAACCUGAAACCGCUUCCCUUCUCUCAUCAGAGUCAGAUGCCCCAGACGAAACACCCAAAGUUGACAAGGGCAAAGGAAAGGCAGUGAUAUUCGAAGCUUCCCCAAUGCAACUUAAUUCCCCUCUUCCCAUGUCACCUCCAUUGCCACCCAGAGUAGAUGCCUCUCCGGUACCGCCGAUGCCCGCUGAGCCUGUUCUCCUAGCCGGGCUUUCACUUCCACCUGCUGCUAUCUCUCAGCUUUUGACCAGGGCCGCUAGUGAACUCAAUCUUAGGCCGGUACGAUUCCCUUUGUUGGGAGAGUACAAAGACUGUUUCACUGGAGAGGAAUUCGUGGCAUGGUUGAAAGAUAAUGUCCAAGGUCUUGGGGGAAGUCUUGACCGCGCCGAACAAGCUGCUAAAGAUCUCACGGAAAGGGACGGGCUUUUGCGACGGAUCGGUGAAUUGGGAAAUGACUUUGAGCAUUCGGAAGAAGCUUUCUAUCAGUUUAGGCCCAAGGCCUUUGAGCUUCCCGAUAAGAGUACAGAUACCACAUCUCCCAUCAAGCUUCAACCAGAUGAACUGCUCAAGCGUACCAACACAAUCUUCAAUGCGGUUAGCAAAGCGCUUCAGACAAACCAGUCUUCGGAACCUACGCACAUGAAAGCCCGACAUGAGGCUGAAGAUGCGGAUAAAGCCUAUCGUGUCGCAGUUCGUCAACUCGACCGGCAACGACUGGGUUUAGAAGAAAGGCUCGAGGACACUUUGAAAACGCUGCAGCGAUGGGAAUUUGAGAGACUUCGUGCCGUCAAAACGGUACUCCUUCAAUACCAAGGUACACUUGCGAAUCUUCCCAAGUCCCUCGAGCCUGUCAUCGAGCGCCAAGGACUCUUGAUUGCUGCUUUCCAACCCGAAAACGAUCUCAACGCUCUCAUUGAGCGUUAUCGUACCGGUCCGUUCAGGCCUGACGCUCAAGUGUACGAGUCGGUUGCGCACGAUGAAUCAGAUGUAGUUUUUGGCAUCGACUUGAGAAAAUGGUCUGAAGGCGGCUGGAGUAUGCUGAUGUCUCCGAAUGAAGAACACAAGGAGACCAUUCCGCCGGUUGUAGAAGCAUUGUUGAACGCUAUAACUGCUGCUUACGACAAGCUUCCGAACGAUGCAGAGAAACGCAAGUCGUGGAUCUACGAAGUUCCUUUGCCUGCGGUGCAUCACCUUCGCGAAGUUCUCAAUGCGGUACCACCAGAUCAGCCUAUCAGGCCGGAGAUUUUUGAGCCUUUUGACGCUCCUGUCAUUGCUGCUACUCUAAAAUUGUGGUUACUUGAGCUUGACCCUCCGCUCGGGCUUUAUGAAUUCUGGGACGACUAUCGGAAAUUGUAUCCCACAAUGGGCGCAACCCUUGUGGUAAAACCUGAAGGCGAAGACACUAAGGAGGAAAAGAUCAAAGAACUGGGUACUAUGCUUCAACGUCUUCCACGAGUGCAUCUGUAUGUUCUUGACGCAAUUGUUAGUCACUUGAAGAAACUUGUCGAAAACACGAAAGUCGAGGAGAGUGAUGAAGUUUAUAUCACUAAACUUGCUCUUUCUAUCGGUCGCACUGUUGUUCGUCCCAAGUUCGAGACCGAACUCACAAUCCAAGAUCGUCACCCUACGUUGCUGUUCCUUGACCUCAUGAAAGAUUACGAGGCCAUCCUUCCCCCUACCAUCGCUCGCAAAAAGCGUGAAUCCGAGCGCAAAAUACCCCUUCGGAAACGUACGGCUCCGAUGGACAUGAGGAUCCACCGAAGCAGACUUUCAACUGGAAUAGAUGCAAAACAGCUACUGGCUGCUCAGCACGCCGCUCAAGGUAGAACUAAGUCACCACCGCCUGUUCCUCCAAUGCCAUCAAUGACAUCGAUACCGGCUCCUCCUCCAAUUCUUUCCCCUCAACCUAUGCCGCCUCCACCUCCACUCCCUCAAGCAGUAUCUCCUCCAGCUCCAGCUCCUCCGCCUGCUGCUGAAUCUUUGGAGGAUUUGGCACCUCCGACGAUACCUCCUCCGCCUCCGCUUACCUCAACUCCCGCAAUCGAUGAUGUCCCCCCAAGGCCUUCAUUCAAAACGCCUCCUCCCGAAGACGAAGAUCUUCCCCCUCGUCCGGCAUUCAAAGAGCCGUCCCCGGAACCGGAAGAGCUUGAAACUCCACCCCGACCACAUUUCGCUGAGCCAUCAGCAGAACCUACUCCUGAUGCUCCGCCAAUCCCAUCUCCCCCCGCUGUAUCACCUCCUACUCCACAACCUGUGAGGGCAACAGAAGUCAAACGAUCUUCCCGAAUCACUUCCCGUAGCCCCUCCCCCGCAGAUCAGAGUUUAAGCUCUGUCAAGAGUACGAUCUCGAGGUCUUCCUCGGGUGGAGUGCGUGGUCCAAGGAUGACAAGAGGUCCUCGGGCUCCUGGCGGGCCAAAUAGAAAUAGCAUUGGUAGUGGCGCUGGCUCACCGCCGAGCGGUGUUUCGCCUACGAGUCCUAGCUAUAAGCGUCUCUCGGGUGGAAGUGGAAGUCGGCCAUCAAGUGUGCUAGGCAGGUCAUCAGCGUUCUCGAGGAGGACAAUGGCAAGUGAUGCUGAAGAUGAGGUUGUUGGGUAAUGUUCACGAUUGCGAUCACUGAAUUGAUGCGGACUCGGAUUUGUUCGAUGCUCAACAUAUCUACCAUGGUUAACUGAUCUUCAUCUAUGUAUGGACAUGUCUCCUUUAUUUCUCAUGGCUGAAAUACCUGAGUUACAUAUCAUCUUCAAAUGAAAUGAAAACUUUCAAGCGAAUAGUUUUACCUACUGGGGAUUGUAAACUUUCCAACGAAUUUGAUACUUCUCUUUCGGCAUUUUCUUUCGC
This is a messenger RNA of Lentinula edodes (shiitake mushroom), 3643 nucleotides long. RefSeq lists its product as uncharacterized. Gene Ontology annotation, molecular function: GTPase activator activity. NCBI's taxonomy places the organism in Eukaryota, Fungi, Basidiomycota, Agaricomycetes, Agaricales, Omphalotaceae. The record is from RefSeq and is a predicted model, not a curated record. The transcript has 12 exons. Gene Ontology annotation, cellular component: plasma membrane; cytoplasm; division septum. Gene Ontology annotation, biological process: cytoskeleton organization; small GTPase-mediated signal transduction. The coding region runs from base 149 to 3400 and encodes 1083 amino acids.